UGAAACUACAAAUACGAAACGCGCUUCGUUGUCGUUCUCUGUUUUGACUCAUGUCUGUGUGGCUGCGUAUGUCGCCUCCUUUCCUGCACUAGUUUACCUCAUUAACCACCACUGCUCACCUUCGUCGCCGGCAGCAGAAUGGCAGCGGCGGCCCCCAACCCGGAGGACUCCGCCAGGAGCAGCGGCAGCAGUAGCAGCGGCACCAGCACACCCAGCGUCCUUGCCGGGGAAGGGGACGCGGAAGAGGCCGAGGACUUUACCUCCUCCUCCCACUGCUCGGAGCUGUCUCGACGGCAGAACGAGCAGAGGAAGCAGGGCUUGUUCUGCGACGUGACGCUGGCCUUCAGCAGCGGGGCGGCUAGCGGGAGCGUACAGAGCUGUGAGUUUUCAGCUCACAGGUCUGUCCUGGCGGCGGCCACCGAUUAUUUCACGCCCCUGCUUGGAGGACAGUUCUCCGAGUCCUUGUCCGGACGGGUAGAAAUGAAGGAAUGGAGCUCAGAACUGGGGCCGGACCCGGAUACGGUGGAGAGUGUCAUCCAGUAUAUGUACACUGGAGAAAUACGCGUUAGCACCUGCAAUGUACAUGAAGUACUGGAGCUAGCUGACAGGUUCCUCCUGCUGCAGCUAAAGGAUUUCUGUGGUGAGUUCCUUAAGAAGAAGCUGAGCCUGACCAACUGUGUGGCGGUGCACAGUCUAGCCCACAUGUACACCUUGGACCAGCUGGCUCUACGGGCUGCAGACAUGAUCCGUCGCAACUUCCAUAAGGUUAUCCAGGAUGACGAGUUUUACACGCUGCCCUUUCACCUGGUUCGUGACUGGCUGUCUGAUGCAGAGAUCACAGUGGAUUCUGAAGAGGUGCUCUUUGAGGCUGUGGUCAAGUGGGUGCAGAAGAACCCAGAGGAGCGAAGCCGCUACUUUGAGGAGCUGUUCCGUCUCCUGAGGCUGCCACAGAUAAAGCCCACCUACCUGACCAGGGUGGUGAAAACUGAGCAGCUGGUGUCCGCAAAUGAGGCCUGCCUCCGGCUGGUGUCGGAGGCCGUAGAGGGCCACGCUAUACGCUUUGAGAACCUCAAGUCAACUGAUAUGGAGUUCUGGUCUUCCCACAUGGCCUCCUUUCAGCCGCGCUUUGGCCAGAACAUGGACGUUAUCAUGGUAGUAGGCGGUGUGUCAGAGGGGGGGGACUACCUGAGUGAGUGUGUGGGCUACUUCAUUUACGAGGACCGUUGGGUCAACCUGCCGCACAUCCACAACCACCUGGACGGCCAUGCUAUCGCUGCCACGGAGUCUCACGUCUACGUAGCCGGUUCCAUGGAACCAGGCUUUGCUAAGACGGUGGAACGUUAUAAUCCUAAUCGCAACACCUGGGAGCAGGUGAGCAACCUGACCACACGCAAGCACUCCUUUGGCCUCACCUGUAUUAAGGAUAUAUUGUACAGCAUUGGUGGCCAUGGAAACUUCAGUCCAGGUUUUAAAGACGUCAGUAUAUAUGAGCCCGAGCAGGACAAGUGGCACAAUCUGGAAUCUGCACCCAAAAUCCUGCGGGAUGUGAAGGCAGUGAGUGUAGAGGACCGCUAUGUGUACGUCACGGCACGCACACCGGUCGAUACAGAUAAUGAUGAUGGACUGAAGACAGUGACAACUCGCUAUGACACAGAGAGCCGCCAGUGGCAAGAUGUUGACUCCCUGCCCCUCAUUGACAACUAUUGCAUCUUCCAGAUGGCUGUGGCCUCUACUAACUUCUACCACACAGCCUCCUGCUGCCCCAAGAGCUACACAGAGCGGGAUGAGGUUGCCAAGCUAAAGAUCAGUGUGCGCAUCUCUGAUGAGAUCCUGGAGAGCCUACCACCAGAGGUUACCAGCAUCGAGGGUGCUGCCAUCUGCCACUUUGAUGAGGAUGUCUUCAUCAUCGGAGGCUGGAAGAACAGUGAUGAUGUGGACAAGCAGUACCGCAAGGAAGCUUACCGCUACUGUGCUGAGAGGAAACGCUGGAUGUUGCUGCCACCCAUGCCUCAGCCUCGCUGCCGAGCCACCGCCUGCCAUGUCCGCAUCCCCUACCGUUUCCUGUAUGGCUGCCAGCGCUACCCCAUGCCCCAGAACCUGGCCCGCCAGCGAGAUCGCAUGCAGCAGAUGCAGCAGCUUCACCGGCGCACGCUCACCUUACGCCGGCAGCUCCAGUCGCAGAUAGAGUGCUGAGCAAGUCGGUGCUUAAUCCAAGAACUACUCUGCUCCGUCCAUGGAUACACUGCAGGCAUUCCAUUGCAGCCAUCUUCAUCAACCCUCUGGAUUUCAUUAAAAUGAACUCUGUGCCAUCAGCUCUCAUGGUGUUCUGUUAAUGGUUGAUAUGUUGAAAGCCAUGAAAUGCGUGGACAAGUGUCUGGUGGUCUGUGAGGAGGGAGAAGGGAAUGUAAACAUGUGAAUAAGAGUGUUAUAUAGCAGCCAACAACAGAAUAUCCUUUUGUCAAGUAUGUUGGUAUAGAUGCGGUUUAUCUGCCGUUUUUUGUUUGUACAUAAAUAGUAUAAAUCUGUAUAUGUAAACAUUUAUAUGGAUAUUUUACAUUCCUUUAAUGUAUGCCUCCACAGGGGAGGCUACAGUAUGUGACAUUACCAACAACUGCAUUCCUACAUUCAAUCUAACUCGCUUAUUGAAGUCUCAUUCCAUUUUAACACUGUGACAAUCUUUUCAUGCAAGUAGAACAUCAGUCAAAAAGUCUUAACUCUCAUGGAUAUCAUACUUGCUAUAUUAGAAUGGCUCUGCUUGUUACUGUGCAGCCUAAACAAGUACAUUUGAAUUAAAUCAGAAAGGCUGUUAAUCUUAAAAUCCUGUAGACUAGUUUCCUUUUAGAUUGCAGUUUCCCUUCAAAAGAGUAUAUUUAAUUCUUUAUUUUUGUCAUCUAACACUUGAAAACUAGUACUUUGUUUCUAGGUUUCUGGCGAGUUAAAAAUUGUGUGAGAGCUCUGCUGUUGAAAAGAUGUGAUAAGAUGUAAUAACAUGAUUCCUCUGAGUUAUCUCAACAUUUGGCCAAAUUCAUUUAGCUCCACUUACUGACGAUGGCCCAAUCAUUCCUUUCUUUUGCACUCUGGCAGUCUAUUGCUUAGUACAUUUCCAUACAUUAAAGAAAAAUACAUUGAAAGUAUAUGUGGGCGUGCAUAUGAUUUGUGUUUGCAGGUCAGAGCUUUUCUACAACUGCACCUUUUGACAUCUAAUUGUUCGUAUAGUCUUACAGAAGCAUAGGGAUAUACAUUGCCACUGCACUUUGACUUUGCUUAUUUAAUUUGUUCAUAUCAAACAAGGUGAUUGUAUUUUGGAAAUGCUGUGUUUCAUCCAGCAUGUUCUCGUUAUUUGCAGAUUUAUUUCCAACAUUACAUGUCUUGUUAAACCUUGUGUUAUUGUACCUAACUUCCAGCUGGGUGUAUAUUACAGAUCUGCUGUGUUGUUCUGUGGUCUCCUCUCUCUCUGUUAAGAGACUUAGAAAUCAAAUGAAAAGGAAUCCGACAUAUAGGCCAAACAAACAGGAUUGUUUCUAAGAAUGUGUUGUGACUGACGUUAGAAAUUCCUGCUGUCCAUGCAGCACCUAUUAAGUUAUAAAGGUUACAGAGUGCAGGAAUUACAGUCCUUUCCACUUUAUGACCAACGUAACUAUCACUGCAAAUAUUAAGUGGAAUAAGCUAUGUAAUUUGCUUUGCAUGUGAUAGCCUGACAUAACCUUAUAUUGGAUGUAAGAAAUGCUAAUGUCAUCACUUGCAAUUAAAGUUGUUUUGUAAAACAAAUGGUU
This is a messenger RNA of Etheostoma spectabile (orangethroat darter), 3773 nucleotides long. Its product is annotated as kelch-like protein 11. The record is from RefSeq and is a predicted model, not a curated record. NCBI's taxonomy places the organism in Eukaryota, Metazoa, Chordata, Actinopteri, Perciformes, Percidae. Bases 139 to 2193 code for a protein of 684 amino acids. The transcript is spliced from 2 exons. Gene Ontology annotation, molecular function: protein binding.